Molecule: messenger RNA, 904 nt
Organism: Mercenaria mercenaria
Lineage: Eukaryota; Metazoa; Mollusca; Bivalvia; Venerida; Veneridae
Product: ficolin-1-like
Exons: 3
Coding region: 157-450 (97 amino acids)
Source: RefSeq, a predicted model, not a curated record
UGUCAUUCUUUUUGUCAGUAUCUUAAUCAACAUUCUAAUAUUUUAGUAGUUACAAAAGAUUGUCUUGACAUUCUACGGUACGAUGGAAAUAGAGAAGACGGUGUCUAUACAGUCAGAACAGGGAAAAGUCAUCAGCUUAUUCAAGUAUAUUGCGACAUGACAACAGACGGAGGAGGUUGGACGGUGUUUCAGUACCGUUUUAAUGGAUCAGUGGAUUUUUACAGAAAUUUUUCUGAGUAUGAGGAAGGAUUUGGAAAUUUGAAAACUGAAUUUUGGCUGGGUUUGAGGUACAUUGAAGAGUUGGCUAGUAAAGGACGUACUGAUCUACGGAUCGAUUUAGAAGCACCAAAUGGAACAACAGGAUUUGAAACAUUCGAAAAUUUCUCCCUUUCCGCUGGACCGGCGUAUACCCUGCAUAUUGGAUCAACUAUAGCUUCUUCCGGAAGUUAGUAUUAUAUUUUAUUAUUAAUUUUCCAUUUUCAAUAGCAAUAUGAUUAGUAAUCAUAAUACAUUAUUUUCAUUUAAUAUAUCAAUAUAAUUAGUAACUACUUUUCAUUUCUAUGUUUCUAAAAUCAUGACAAGGUAAAAUUUUGAUAUUAUAUCUUGUUAUCUUGACAUAAGUCAUUUCUCAUCAACUUCUGUUUAGCAGUGUGUCACUUACGCUUAGGGAAAAUAUGUAUGUAUUUAAAGCAACAAGCAAAGGAUGACAAGGCAAGCUGAGUGCAGAGUAUGCCUUAAGUGUUCGAAACAGAUUUAAGCACCGAGAAAACAACAAAAUCGGGGCCAAUAAUUAACGUCAUCCUUUUUGGAUAGAAUACAUAAUUAUGCGAUAUUUAUUUAUUGUUACAUGUUAUAUGAAUUUGCAUAUUAAUAUUAAUCAGUGUAUCAGGUCGCAUCGGGUUCC